GGGUGAUGCAUCAGUUGCUCGCCACUCACUUCCAGAAAACAUCACCCUCAACCCUCAAAAAACACCGCUGAUUUCGUUUGCCAUGUGAGCUGGAAGACGCCGCAGCUCGGACCUGCUCAUUUCUGAUCUUUUACCGGCGACAACUUUGGCUUUUCAAGUCUCCGCAGGAUCUGUGACCUGUCAUCACUUCUCCCGCCGAGCGCGUGUCUGCGGCGCAGCGGCGCUUCUGUCACUGUCUGUCUCGGAGAGCCCCCACUGCUGCUACCAAAAACUCGCCGGGACCAGAGGCUGGAAGAUUAGUGAGCGAUGGGGUCAUUUGUUACGCUACCGAUCCUGCUUCUCGCUCUGGGUUUCCUCCCCGACGCGAGGGCUCUCAACCCGGAUGACCCCAACGUCUGCAGCCACUGGGAGAGCUACGCAGUGACUGUGCAGGAAUCCUACGCACACCCUUUCGACCAGGUCUACUACACCAGGUGCACCGACAUCCUCAACUGGUUCAAAUGCACCAGGCACAGGAUCAGCUAUAAGACAGCUUACCGGCGGGGAGUGAGGACCAUGUAUAGGCGCCGCUCGCAGUGUUGCCCUGGUUACAUUGAGAGCGGAGACUUGUGUGUUCCGAUGUGUUCGGACGAGUGCGUCCACGGCCGCUGUGUGUCUCCAGACACGUGCCAGUGCGAGCCCGGGUGGGGCGGCCUGGACUGCUCAAGUGCCAACGGAACAGGCUGUGAGAGUGACUUCUGGGGCCCUCAUUGCAGUAACCGCUGCCAGUGCCAAAAUGGAGCAAAGUGCAACCCGAUCACAGGUGCCUGUGUCUGCACUGAUGGCUACCAGGGUUGGCGUUGCGAAGAACCCUGCGAGUUUGGCUUCUACGGCAAAGCUUGUCAGUUUCCCUGCCAGUGUCUCAACGGCGCCACCUGCAACCACGAGACAGGAGAGUGUAUCUGUGCGCCGGGCUACACCGGGGCUUUCUGUGGAGAGAGAUGCCCCUUCGGUAGCCAUGGCUCUCAGUGUGAGCAGCGUUGCCCCUGUCAGAAUGGAGGGACUUGCCACCACAUCACCGGAGAUUGUUCAUGCCCUGCCGGUUGGACGGGUUCUGUUUGCGCCCAACCGUGUCCCCUCGGCAAGUACGGCAUCAACUGCAGCAAGGACUGUUCUUGUCGGAACGGCGGGCUAUGUGACCACGUCACCGGCCAGUGCCAGUGUGCCGCGGGCUUCAGCGGGCGCAGGUGUCAGGAUGACUGUCCGGUGGGCACCUAUGGUCCUCAGUGCAACCAAAAAUGCGAGUGCCAGAACGGAGCCAAGUGUCACCACAUCAAUGGAGCCUGUCUGUGUGAGACUGGCUUUAAAGGACCUAAUUGUCAGGAGAGAUUCUGUCCUCCGGGCCUCUACGGCCUCAUCUGUGACAAGUACUGUCCCUGUAAUACCACCAACACUGUAAGCUGCCACCCACUUUCAGGCGAGUGCUCCUGCUCAGCGGGAUGGACAGGGCUGUUCUGUAAUGAGACCUGUCCGCCAGGCUACUUCGGGGAAGGAUGCAUGCUGACUUGCAGCUGUACCAACGGAGCAGACUGCCAUCCUGUCACUGGGUCCUGUAUCUGUGCCCCUGGGUUUAUGGGAGAAGACUGCGCGACUGAGUGUCCUCCCGGUCUGUACGGACCGAGCUGCAUGUCCACCUGCUCCUGCCACAACCAUGCAUCCUGCUCGCCCGCUGACGGCUCCUGCACCUGCAGGGAAGGCUGGCAGGGUGUGGACUGCUCCCUCCUUUGCUCAAGUGGAACUUGGGGUCUGAGCUGUAAUCAGUCCUGCCUCUGUGCCAAUGGAGCAGCUUGUGACCCGGUAGACGGCACGUGCACGUGUUCGCCCGGAUGGAGGGGCAGGCACUGUGAAGAGUCUUGUCCUGACGGCACCUAUGGGCUGGAGUGUCGCGAGCGCUGCGACUGCAGUCAUGCGAACGGCUGUGACCCAGUCAGUGGCUACUGCCGGUGCUACCCGGGUUGGACUGGAAUCCACUGUGAUAAUGUAUGCCAACAAGGCUUCUGGGGACCCAACUGUUCCGUCAGCUGCUCCUGUCAGAAUGGUGGCUCCUGUUCUCCAGAAGACGGAACAUGUGUGUGUGCACCUGGUUACAGAGGAACCUCUUGCAAAAGAAUCUGCUCUCCUGGGUUUUAUGGGCACCGCUGCAGCCAGUCGUGCCCACAGUGUGUGCACAGCACUGGGCCGUGUCACCACAUAACAGGCCACUGUGAGUGUCUGUCAGGCUACACCGGCUCGCUGUGCAACCAAGUGUGUUCAAGCGGCCGGUACGGCCGAGCCUGCGCUGAAAUCUGCCUCUGCACCAACAACGGUACCUGUAACCCGAUCGAUGGCUCGUGUCAGUGCUUCCCCGGUUGGAUUGGAGAGGACUGCUCUCAGGCCUGUCCCUCUGGGCACUGGGGUCCGGACUGUCUCAACUCCUGUAACUGCCACAACGGAGCUCAGUGCAGUGCCUACGAUGGGGAGUGCAGGUGCGGCCCUGGCUGGACUGGACUCUACUGCACGCAGCGUUGUCCUUCAGGCUUCUAUGGGAAGGACUGCGCUGAAGUCUGCCGCUGUCAGAACGGUGCCGACUGCGAUCACUCAACGGGACUUUGCGCUUGUCGGACUGGGUUCAUCGGGACGGGCUGCGAGCAGAAGUGUCCUCCUGGUACAUUUGGCUACGGCUGCCAGCAGCUGUGUGAGUGUCUCAACAACGCCACCUGCGACUAUGUGACCGGAACCUGCUACUGCAGCGCUGGAUAUAAAGGCAUCCGCUGUGAUCAAGCAGCUCUGAUGAUGGAAGAGCUUAACCCCUACACCAAAAUUAGCCCGGCACGGGGGUCGGAGCGACAGUCUGCGGGAGCCGUCAUGGGCAUCAUCUUCCUGCUGCUCAUCAUCAUGGCCAUGCUCAGUCUGUUCGUCUGGUACCGACAGAGGCAGCGGGACAAAGGGCAUGAGAUCCAGCCCAGUGUGUCUUACACACAAGCCAUGCACAUCAACAAUGCCGACUAUUCCCUCUCCGAGUGUGGCAGCACUGUUGCCAUGAAGACCAGCGCGGCAGAGGUCAAUCAAAGUCAGAACAGCAGCGGCCAGUGCUUCUCCAACCCCAGCUACCACACAGUGGCUCAGUGCAAUGUCGUGUCAACCAUCUCCAGCAACCUGGACGGCACCCUCACCCUCAAAUCGAGCACCCUGAAAAGCAGAAGCGGCUCGGAUUGGAGAGCCUACUGCAACCUGAACGACCUAGAUGUUCAACAGGGAGACACACAAGCACAGAGAGGCUCCCGAAAAGAUUACAUCAAGGGAACGUUAUGCACCAACAGCUCCUGCUCUCUGAAUAGCGAGAACCCCUACGCCACCAUCAGAGACCCUCCCGGGCUGACCUGUAAACACACAGAGAGCAGCUACGUGGAGAUGAAGUCCCCCUCUCACCGCGAGGUGCCCUUUGGAGGCACGGCCACCCUUCUGGGCAGCGCCACCAGGAAUGUCUAUGAAGUUGAACCAACGGUGAGUGUCCUGCAAGGACCCAAUGGAAUGGCUACUGGCUUCUCCCAGAACCCCUAUGACCUCCCCCGCAGCAGCCACAUUCCCAGUCACUAUGACAUACUGCCCAUGCGCCACAGCCCCACACACACAUCAGCACCACCACCACCACCCCCAGAGAGUCCCAGCUCCUUGCUCUGAAAGACACACUGUCCACCCUGUCCCGACAGUCCGCAGGGAGUCCGGCAACAUCCAGCCAAAUCACAACCAAAGGCUCUCCGUCUGUCUCCGUGUGUGGUAUGUACUGAAAUAUCGUGAUGGAUGGACGGUCACACCCCUAAUGGAGCCGGCUGCCUCUGGUUUCCUCACACUCUUGUGGAUGGAGGGGAAGAAAGAGUGUCCCACACACCAGCAAAUGUUCACCCUCUUCAUUUUCUGGUAUGACUGAUAGCGCUAAUGACGGCCGGGCUCUUUAUGGAACGUCUGAAGUGGAACAUAUUGGGUACGAAGAGAACUCUGGCUGACCUGCGUGGAGAGGAUUAUUUAAAAGAGAGAAGAGCAAUUCACUUGCUCAUUUUCACGAUAUAAGUUUACUACAAUAGAGCAGCCAUGUGAUUAUUAUGGUCCCCCAAACAGAGGGACAAUUUGUCCUCUGUGAAAACGAAUAUAUAUAUAUAUAUAUAUAUGUAUAUAUAUAUAUAUAUAUAUAUAUAUAUAUAUAUAUAUGAGGACAACAGUAUAAAUCAUGAUGAUCAUUCUAAAAUGGGAAAGCAUGGAAACAUAGUAAAAUAGUGUAAUGGUCCGUUAUUAUAUUAUAAUUAUCAUCAUUAUCAAUAAUGUGUACUAUUUUUGGUAAUAAUUACUAUAAAUGUGACACUGGUCUGCACUUGAGGGGCUUCAGGGGAUAUCAUAUGGUGUAGUGAGCUCAACAAAGUUUGUUUUGCGGCAGAGUAAAUAUAAAAGUAUCAUGUUUCUCUACUUCAUUCUGGUAAUUAUUUCAUCCAUUUAUUUAUGUAUUUGUUUAUUUAAUUAAAUUUCCUUGCAAAUGUGUUUUAUGUUCCGCCAUUUUCUACAAAUUUAUUAAGUGAUGGUGAUUUUUUUAUUUUGUUUUUUUUUUUUAUUCUUUUUGUCAGUGUGACACAAGAGCUUAAAAAAUAUGAGCAUGAUCAGGUUAUGGAAACCCACCGAUGUAGAUAACAUACAAUUUAUCUUCUUGUGAGAUGAUUAAUGUCAUUUUGUGAACUGUUUUAUUGAAAACUACUUUAAUUGUCUCUGUCACUCUGUAAAUUGAAAAUAAUAUUUUAUCACAACAGAUUCCAGACUUCGAUUAUCCUGCAGUUAUUGUAAAACACUCAUGUAACAACAACAAAAAAAAGAUUUUUAAAAAAAGAUAGUUUUUGUUUGUAUCCCUGUAUUGUUAUUUAUUAAAAUGAAUUUAUUAAGUCACAAUCUCAUCUUACCCUGUGUAGAAGCAAUAACAUAUUGACAAUCGAUGCCCAGAUAGUGUGUUGCUUUUGUGCAAUAUGACUCCAUCAUUGACCUUUGUGACUGGCUGUAACUGCUCACCCAGUUAUCGAUGCUGCUUGUUUCUUUUGGUUCAUUAAAGGUUUUUUUUUUUUCUGUCAUGAGAAGGCUCUUGCCAUCGGGUCAAUAAUAUCAUGGUGAGUCGGAGCAGCUGGACCAAUUAACAGUUCAUUCCCGUCUCCCUUUCACCUGCAGGCUCUGGUUCUUGAACUCUCAUCAGCACAUUCCACCGGACAAGUAAAAUAACUUGGUCUGGUCU
Synchiropus splendidus (mandarinfish) is the source of this 5281-nucleotide messenger RNA. It is a transcript of the gene megf11, whose product is annotated as multiple EGF-like-domains 11. Bases 307 to 3699 code for a protein of 1130 amino acids. The record is from RefSeq and is a predicted model, not a curated record. The transcript is spliced from 27 exons. Lineage: Eukaryota; Metazoa; Chordata; Actinopteri; Syngnathiformes; Callionymidae. Gene Ontology annotation, molecular function: scavenger receptor activity; protein binding.